Molecule: messenger RNA, 1683 nt
Organism: Selaginella moellendorffii
Lineage: Eukaryota; Viridiplantae; Streptophyta; Lycopodiopsida; Selaginellales; Selaginellaceae
Product: pentatricopeptide repeat-containing protein At4g02750
Exons: 1
Coding region: 1-1683 (560 amino acids)
Molecular function (GO): protein binding
Source: RefSeq, a predicted model, not a curated record
AUGGAGGAGGCCCGCUUCACCUUCCACCGAAUGCCCAGCUGGGACGUGGUGACGUGGAACAUGAUAAUCUCCAGUCAUGCCCAGAGUGGGGAUGUGGCAGCGGCGAAGCGACUGUUCGAUUCCAUGCCCGAGCGUAGCUUUGUUUCGUGGAACACCAUGGCCGCCGCGUACGUGCGCAACAGCGAUCCCCACAGCACGAAAGGAAUCUUCGAUCGGAUGCCUCUGUGGAACACGGUGGCCUGGAACACGCUUAUCACCGCAUAUUCCCAGGUAGGGCAUUUCCAAACAUGUUUACAGAUCUUCUACUCUAUGCCCCAUUGGGAUGUUUUCUCUUGUAAUUACGUCAUCACCGCUCUAUCAAAUCUUGAGAACCUUAGUGCCGCGAUAUCGCUCUUUGAUUCCAUGCCCCUCAGGAACGUAUACACGUGGAAUCUUAUGCUUGCGGCAUAUGCCCAAACGAGGCAAAUUGUUUGUGCGUGUCUUUUCUUCUCGAAGAUGCCAGAGCCCAAUGUGGUGUCGUGGAACGAGAUACUUGGAAUGUACACCGAGUCCCAAAAGCUUACAGAGGCACGCAUGGUGUUCGAUUCCAUUCCACGCCCAGAUGCCGUGUCGUGGACAAUCCUGUCCAGGGCAUAUUCCCUGUCCGGGCAUCUUGAUGGUGCGACAGAGGUGUUUGCAAAGAUGCCGCGUCACGAUUCCGGAGCUUGCACGGGCAUCAUUGGCGCAUUCUUGCAGUACGGCAUAUACGGCAAAGCCCAUGGCAUCUUCUCCGAGAUGCCACACCGCAGCAUCACGUCCUGGAAUGCCGUUUUAGUGGCGGCAUGCUCGGGUUAUGGAGAUUCCAGGGCAGUUUUUACCAGGAUGCCAAUGUGGAAUCUGUCAAGCAAGACCGCAAUGCUCCAGGCGCUUGCCCAGAGCGGCUGCUUGGACGAGGCCGAGGAGACUUUCCAUUCCAUGGCUUCUUCCACCGUGAAUGUGGAUAUGGUGUGCUGGACUUCAAUGAUAAUCGCCUAUUCCAUCCAUGGUUCCAUUGAUAGGGCGAGAGACAUCUUCGAUCUAAUGCCAAGGCGCGAUUGCGUGUGCUGGAACGUAAUGGUUGGAGCAUAUGCCCAAAACGGGUAUCUCGCCCUCGCUCAAGAAGCCCUGGAGAAGAUGCCCGAGAGGGAGGCAAUGUCGUGGACGGCGACGAUUGCCGCACACGCGCAGAGGGGCUACGUGGCAGAAUCUCGUCGGCUGUUCGAUCUGGCUGUCCAGAAGGGAGGUGGAGACGAUGCAGUGCUGUGGACGGCCCUGAUUGCGUCCUACGCUCUCAACGGCUGUGCCAGGGCGACCGUCGAUACGCUCAGGGCAAUGCUCCACCACGGCAUCCCAGCCGACCACGUGGUCUUCAACAGCCUUCUCUUUAGCUGCGGCCAUAGCGGGCUGGUAGCAUUGGCGCGGGAGAGCUUUGUGUCCAUGAGACACGAGCACUCACUGGAGGCAGGGCUCGAUCACUACACGCGAAUGCUGGGGAUUCUCGCGCGCGCUGGGCAAAUCGAAGAAGCACUAGAUCUCCUCCAAGCAAUGCCCUACCGCCCAAACGAUGUAACGUGGACUACAUUCUUGAGCGCGUGUGGGGCGGGUCAGUUGGAUCCAGCGAGCUCCAUUCACUAUGUGUUGCUUACCAAUAGCAUUGCGCCCUAA